Molecule: messenger RNA, 6091 nt
Organism: Salvelinus fontinalis (brook trout)
Lineage: Eukaryota; Metazoa; Chordata; Actinopteri; Salmoniformes; Salmonidae
Product: epithelial discoidin domain-containing receptor 1-like
Exons: 20
Coding region: 161-3181 (1006 amino acids)
Biological process (GO): positive regulation of kinase activity; multicellular organism development; cell surface receptor protein tyrosine kinase signaling pathway
Cellular component (GO): membrane; signaling receptor complex
Molecular function (GO): collagen binding; protein tyrosine kinase collagen receptor activity; ATP binding
Source: RefSeq, a predicted model, not a curated record
GUUAUCCACGCCACCAUAUCAAUGACAGUAUCAGUUAUCCACGCCACCAUAUCAAUGACAGUAUCAGUUAUCCACACCCCCACGCCCCCAUAUCAAUGACAGUAUCAGUUAUCCACGUCCCCAUAUCAAUGACAGUAUAACCGGGUGUGUUGCUGGUGCCAUGGCAACGCCAGAGCUGCGGCCGUUACCUGGCAUUGUGGAUACCGUCAUUCUGGUGGCGUUGUCGGCUGCGGAUGACCACGACUGGCACUUUAAACCAGCUCAGUGUCGUUAUGCCCUGGGGAUGGAGGAUGGCACCAUCCCUGACUCUGACAUCACGGCUUCCAGCGCCUGGUCAGACUCUACUGAGGCCAAACACGGCAGGUUGAGUACAGGAGAGGGGGACGGUGCGUGGUGUCCUGCAGGAGCAGUGUUCCCCAGUGCUUCAGAGUACCUCCAGGUGGACCUGCGCUCACUGCACUUCCUGGCUCUGGUGGGUACCCAGGGUCGCCAUGCCGACGGGCACGGCCAGGAGUUUGCUCGCAGCUACCGGCUCCGUUACUCCCGAGACGGACGCACCUGGAUCACCUGGAAGGACCGCUGGGGGCAGGAGGUGGUGUCUGGGAAUGAGAACACCUAUGAUGUGGUUCUGAAGGACCUGGGUCCACCCAUUGUUGCCCGCUAUGUCCGCUUCUAUCCCCUGGCAGACCGAGUCAUGAGCGUCUGUCUACGAGUUGAGCUCUAUGGCUGUCUGUGGAACGAUGGCCUGUUGGUGUACACAGCUCCAGUGGGUCAUGUGAUGCACCUGUCUGGCUCACCUGUGUACCUCAACGAUUCCACCUACGAUGGCAGCGUAGAGUCAGGGGUUCAGUUCGGGGGCCUGGGCCAGCUGUUUGACGGUGUGUUAGGAGGGGAUGACUUCACAGAGACCAAGGAGCUGAGGGUGUGGCCGGGGUAUGACUACCUGGGCUGGAGCAGAGAGGCUCUGGGGCAGGGCAGCGUUGACAUCGAGUUCCACUUCGAAAAGACACGCAGCUUCCACACCAUGCAGGUCCACAGUAACAACCGUCACACCCAGGGUGUGAGGGUGUUCAGUAAGGUAGAGUGUCAGUUUAAACCUGGCCUCUUACUCCCCUGGUCCUCGCCCCCCCUCUCCCUGGCUGUACCCCUGGAGGACCUGAAGGACCCCUCCUCACGCCCCAUCUCCCUGCCCCUGGGGGGUCGCCCCGCCCAGAUCUUACGCUGCCAGUUUUCCUUCGCAGACCGAUGGAUGCUCAUCUCUGAGAUCUCCUUCUACUCCGAGCCGUAUGGGGAGGGUGUUGACCCUAUGGACACGGGCUCUGCUCUUCCUGCUCCUCCGGUCUCCUCCGCUACUCCUCCUCCUUCUGUCUUCCCCUCCUCUGUCAGCCCCGCCCUCAACCACAACUUCACUAGCGCUCCCUCAGAACCCCCCACCACCAACCCCAUGAUGGACAGCACGGGCAACAGCACACUGUCAGGGGCCGACUUCGAUGCCAUGACCCCGAGGGCGGGCCUUCCUGUCGCCAAGGACGACAGCAGUAACACAGCCAUCCUGAUUGGCUGCCUGGUGGGCAUCAUCCUGCUGCUAUUAGCUGUGAUCGCUGUCAUUCUGUGGAGGCAAUACUGGAAGAAGAUACUGGGCAAGGCCCAGGGCAGUCUGUCCAGUGACGAGUUGCGUGUCCAUCUGUCUGUCCCCUCGGACAACGUGGUAAUCAACAACACACACAGCUACUCCAGCCGCUACCAGCGUAUACACACAUUCCCUGACGACAGGGACAGGGAGCGCUGCGACGGAGAGGGAGAGUACCAGGAACCCAGCGCACUGAUCAGACCACGAGACCACACUGGACGAGACAGCAACGCCUUGCUGUUAAACAACCCAGCCUAUGACCUCCUCCUGUCAGAUCAGAGGCAGCAUGGCUCAGGCUCCUCGUGGCCCCUAACCAUCCCUAUGGCCAGGGCCAGCUCCUCCCACCCUCAGGAGAAGAGCCUCAAUAAUGGGGCCCAGGCCUGUGGUAUGGACUUGGAGAAGGGCUUGCCCCCCACCCAGGAGGAGCCUCCCCCGUACCCCGAUGCUCCUCCCUACCCGGCCCUGUCUCCCCCCUUCCCCGCCAGCGUGCCCCACUAUGCAGAGGCGGACAUCGUUAGCCUGCAGGGCGUCAGUGGUAACAACACAUAUGCAGUGCCAGCCCUGACCUCGCCCAGCCCCACUGCAGCAGACUGCACCCCCCUGCCAGAACUGCCCCGACACUGUCUGGUCUUCAAGGAGAAACUGGGAGAAGGACAGUUUGGAGAGGUGCACCUGUGUGAGAUAGAGAGCCCUCAGGACCUGCCUAACCUGGAGUUCCCGUUCAACGUGAGGAAAGGACGCCCUCUGCUGGUGGCUGUUAAGAUACUGCGCCCUGACGCCUCCAAGAAUGCCAGGAACGACUUCCUAAAGGAGGGGAAGAUUCUGUCUCGUCUGAAGGACCCCAACAUCAUCAGUCUGUUGGGAGUGUGUGUGAGCAGCGACCCUCUCUGUAUGGUCACAGAGUACAUGGAGAGUGGAGACCUCAACCAGUACCUCUCACACAGAGUCCUGCUGGACAAGACUGGACCCACACACAACACCCCCACCAUCAGUUACCCUGCUCUGAUCGCCAUGGCCAGUCAGAUAGCUUCAGGGAUGAAGUUUCUGUCGUCUCUGAACUUCGUGCACCGUGACCUGGCCACAAGAAACUGCCUGGUGGGGGGUGAGAAGGGCGAGAGCGGGGGCGACCGGGGCGGGGAGCGACCCAUCAAGAUCGCCGACUUUGGGAUGAGCAGAAACCUGUACGCUGGAGACUACUACCGCAUCCAGGGGCGGGCCGUGCUGCCUAUACGAUGGAUGGCCUGGGAGUGUAUACUGAUGGGGAAGUUCACCACAGCCAGUGACGUGUGGGCGUUUGGUGUGACUCUGUGGGAGAUGCUGAGUGUGUGUCAGGAGCAACCCUACUCCAACCUGACUGAUGAACAGGUCAUAGACAACGCCGGAGAGUUCUUCAGGGACCACGGAAGACAGGUGUAUCUGAGCAGGCCAGAUGUGUGUCCUCAGGGUCUCUAUGACCUCAUGCUGAGCUGCUGGAACCGGGACUGCAAGCUCCGCCCAUCAUUUGCCCACAUUCACUCUUUCCUCACAGAGGAUGCCAUGAACAUGGUGUAGAGAGAGAGAGAGAGAGAGAGAGAGAGAGAGAGAGAGAGAGAGAGAGAGAGAGAGAGAGAGAGAGAGAUGGAGAGAGAAGGAUGAGAGACGGCUCCUCCUACCUUCAUUCAUCAUAGAGAUGAGUGCUUUGAGCGAGGGAUGUGUGUAGAAGUGGUGGAGGUGUAGAGGGACGGGUGCCUGCUUGUAUAUUUUGUAUUUCUCUAUGAUGGGCGGAUGGGGCUGAGACACCGCUGGUUCGGUUUUCACUCCCACAAGACAGACCCCAACCCAAACCCAUUUCACCCCCCUGAGUAGUCUCUAGAUUGUGUUGUGUUACAUUCUUAUCAAGACAAUGGUUGGUGCGGUGAUGGGUUGGUGUCUGAUUCUGCAUAGUGCUUCCAGGACCACCAAUGGUCCGUCAAUGGACUGCUAGCUAACACAGGGAAGCUGUAAGACAUGUAUGGGGAGGUGAUGUGACAAUGCUUGAUCAUGUAGAUGAAGCUAAAAUGAAUGUGUAACGCUGAUUAACGUUUAUCAAAGAAUAUCAACAAUACCAAUCUGAUUAUGUAUCAAUGUCAGACUUUAAUACUCUGACACUCAUAGUUUAAUAGCAUAUUAACAUUUUGGGAUAAACUUAAUAACACAUCGUCCUAUAUAGAUAUUUUAUUACUUGAUCUGCUAAUGUUUUUGGUAUUGUAUAAAUCAUGUGCUAGGGUUACUGGUGAAGGUCUAUAUAUAUUCUCAUACUGUCAACAUUUCUCCAUCUCAAAACGGUACGCACACAUUUUUCACACAGAGAUGAAAUUGCACACAAGGUUUGCUGUCUUAGUACUAUAUAUAAAACAAGUAUGUCCCAGUAAACUCCAGUAUGUUUCACUAGUUUUCAGUAUAUAACCCAGUUCUUCCCAGACCCUUAUUCCCAGCUCCAAACCCUCCAUCCCAGACCCCAGUCUAAGGUUCAGUCUCUAGUCUCAUGGAGCCAGACGAGUCUGGCUGAAUAUCGCAUUAUAUUCCUCUGGCCUACCCGUUACAACUUAGCUUUAAAGUCUGGCAAGCAGAAUGAUGCUAUCUCAUACACAGGCCAGUUGCAGACACAGCAACAGCUGUUCCACCAGCAGUCUGUAACACCAGGCAUUAGACAGACACACUAACAAUGCUGUCAGUCAGUCAGCUCCUCAGCCCAGACUUGGCUGGCAUUGUGACUAUAGUCUGCCACAUUCUGCCUCCCACUCCAUCCAACUCAGUAUCUCACCAAUCCGUAAGCCUUUCAUUCUGCAGUGUCACUCAUAUCUCUCAACUGAUCCACUCUGAGCUGUAACGAUGGAGUUAUACUGGACUGAUGUGAACUGAUCUGGACUCGAGGAGUCUUUCCAGGACAGGAAGAGUGUGGUUGUUACCAUAGAGAUAUGGUUGUUACUCUACCAGACCUCCAAACUGAAACCCUUUGGACCUCCGGAGCCAGAGAGAACUGACUGGUGUCAUGUGACGUGAGCCUCACUGACUGAGAGAACAGGUACAGUAGGGGAGGUGCACUGUGAACGGCUACAGCCUAUGAGAUUUGAACUUAACAGAACAGAGACAUCCUUCCUGAUGGGAGCUGGAAUAGUACAGCCCACAGCAACACAGACAACACUGCCUGUGCUGUGACAUCACAUGUGAAACUGACAGUUGUGAUUGGUGACUAGCUGAUGGAACAGCAUAACAUGGAUGGACAGAUGGAUUGACGACUAGAGGGGAGUGGGGGCUGAUAUAUGUAAAUUACCAUUUUCAUGUGUAAGUGAGGUGAGCGAUGUGAUGAUUUUCUACCAACGAUGGAUAGUGGAGCUGGGUCUGACUCAGUGACCCAGAUGCAGAAAGGAGGUUCAUGUAUAUGUCCAAUACACUACCAGCUGCACUUUAAAGGCUGUUUCUGGCCGCACGCCCCAAUACCUGCACUAGGAUAGUAGAGUUGUGGCCAGUCUUGGGGCGUAGUUACAGUACUUGUAGUUUAACAACUAAUUAACGACACUUUCAGAGUAGCUCCCCCAACACUGGUAUGUAUCAUGUUACUAUACGAGUAUCAUGGUGGUGUGCUAGUCUGGAUGUAGGGGUCUGUAUCCCCUUGGCGUUAGAACCGAUAGCAGUCCAACAUGGCAUUGCUGGUCAAAAUAGAUGUAGGUCUAAACAGAAAAACAGGUCAGUUUCUUGUGAUUUAUCUACUUAAAGAUGAUCAUUUAUUCAUGAUUCAUAUUAGUGGAUUGUUGUUCAAAUAGAACUGCCUCAUAAUGUUCUCAAGGAGGAAAAUAAAGGUUUGGAAAACCUCUGUCUGCAUUAUGAGGAAAGGCAGAGUACACCAAAUGCUCAUCCCCAAACUGUCUGCCAGUGUUACAUAGAUACCCAUCAGACCUAAUGGUUAAAACGUCCCAAUCACAAAGAACCUAACACUCAUGAGAAGAGGAGCACUAACAACUGCAUCCAAAGCCUUUUAGUUUGUCAGUAACCUUUCAUCUACAUUAUCCCAACAUGGUGGACUCUGCCUUACUCAUUGUAGUUCUCUAUAAUGUGUCAGGUUUGAUCAAGAUGAUCAAGUAAUCCUGGUUUACUGAUUGAAUGAGUUUGAAUGGUGGUGCCAUAUGAAUACAGUAUGUGUCUCGAUUGACCUUUUUUGAUACACUGUAGCCCAACUAAACCCAUAUUUAUAUAUAUAUUUCCUGUAUACGUACUUAGAAUCUCCUUGUCAGUGAUGUCAUCCUUUGUCUUUGAAGCUGAUGUGUACAUUUUUUAAGUACAGAAUUUUUAUUUUGUUGACUAAUAUAUGGAAUUUCUUUGUUACAGUUGGGGUCUCCUCUUUUUGUUCCUUUGUAGAAAGCUUGCUAUCUUACCUUGAUGCCAUUGUAAUUCACUGUGUUGUCUAUUUUUGUAGUUUUAAUAAAGUUAAUCUUUCCAAAUAAA